ACCACCUUUAGUUUCCAAGUUUCAACCCAUCCUUAAUUCACAUUCGCAUUCAUUCAUGGCCAUGAAGAGAACCAGAGACAAUGAUGGAGAUAUAGAGAGCUUGGACAUGGCCAAGUGUCUCAUUCUCCUCUCUCACACCCUUCAGAACAACAAUCCCAGAAAACCCUUCAAGACCCACGACGACGACAGCCAUCUCUUUGAGUGCAAAACUUGCAACAGAAAGUUCCCUUCAUUUCAAGCUCUAGGAGGCCACCGAGCAAGCCACAAGAAGCCAAGAUUGAUGGGAGAGAAUAAUAAUAAUAAUUACAAUAAUAAACCCAGAAGUGUGAAACUCUUGACGAGCUUAGAAAGUAGUGCAGGAAAGCCGAAGAUGCAUCAGUGCUCAAUCUGUGGCAUGGAGUUUGCUUUAGGGCAAGCUUUGGGUGGUCAUAUGAGGAGGCAUAGAGCUGCGAUGACACAAGGAUUUAGCUUUGCUCAUGAUCAUCGAGUUGUUUCGAAAUUGCCUGUGCUAAGGAGGUCCAAUAGUAUCAAGAGGGUGUUUGGCAUGGACUUGAAUCUCACUCCUUUGGAGAAUGACCUUGAAUAUUUGUUUGGGAAGAUGGCUCCCAAAGUUGAUCCUUUGAUUUGAUUCAGAGACGUUAUUUUGUAUUCUUUUCUUUUAUUUUUUAAUUAUUUUUAUUAUCAUUCUCUCUCUGUAUAUCUUCGUUAAAUUAUCAAAAUUUUUUCAUUUAUUUGUGUACAA
Messenger RNA from Hevea brasiliensis (rubber tree), 742 nucleotides. RefSeq names its product zinc finger protein ZAT11-like. NCBI's taxonomy places the organism in Eukaryota, Viridiplantae, Streptophyta, Magnoliopsida, Malpighiales, Euphorbiaceae. Bases 56 to 628 code for a protein of 190 amino acids. The transcript has a single exon. Gene Ontology annotation, biological process: response to chitin; response to stress. The record is from RefSeq and is a predicted model, not a curated record.